UGCGACGUAGUUCAGUCUGUGCCUCUUGAUUUGGGAGGGUUGCGCAAUGGUCGCACCAGCCUCGUCUGCGAGCGUCCGACUUUCUCGUGUCAAAUGCCACAUCGAGUUUCCAAGACGUUGUCCAAGACCGCGGGGCAGACCUCGGCCUCAAGAGUUGGCUUGCAAAAUUUGGAAAAUCUGUACAAUUUACACAAUUUGCAUGGUUUGCCAUGCCCAGUUUUCAUCACGUGUCCUUUUGCCUGGCUUUGGGGCUGUCCAUGUGAGCCACCGAAACCCACGACAUCAGAGACUUUUCAUUUCGUGUUCUAAGUCUUCCACGUCCAUCUCUGGCAAAUGCGCAUGCCCCUCACGAGGCACUCAGAACGACACUCGCGAGAGCGUGACAGAAAUACUGCUGAAAUUACCAGAAACAGAAGCAUUCGAUGGAAUGCCUGAAGCAACUGUGCGACUUUUUCAAGCCUCAAUCGCACGCUUUUCUAAUCAAUCUGAAGCCAAGUUGAUUGUUCAGGCUCUCGGGAACUGGCGAUCUGCACUCUCGAGAGGUACUUUGCCAGCAUCAGAAAGCUGGCCUCCUGAACCUCUGGGAUCUGAAUUGCAAAAUGCAAUGAACGAUCUCGACUUUCUUUCUCUGAUAUCAAAAAGCCCUGAACUCAUCGACUCUGUUCUUCUUAACAGUCUGGACGCUGCUCAAAGACUGAGUCAAUCCGAAAGCAUAGCCUCUCAACAGCAAGACAAGGAUGACACAGAUGAGAAGGAUCAGAACGGUUUCGGGCUGCAAAUGCCAAGCUUUUCGACGGACUUCCUAAACUCAAACAGCGGGGUUGAUCUCACGGGUGAUGGGUCGGCGAGGCUGGAUCUACAAACUGAACCUUCAAGAGCGCAGGGCAAAACGAAGCCACUCGAAGAGCCGGCUUUGGUUGACAUGAACGAGACAGAAAUGGAGAUGCAGUCGGACAUGAGAGAAGGGGAUUCUGCAAUGUUUUCAGAGCAGUUUCAAGACGAAGCCCAGCCUGGCGAGCAAUCGGUCCAAUCGACUUUGGCGCGUGAGUUCAACAAGUUCCUUAAGAAAAUGAAAGCCGAAGCAGCUGAAGCAGCUGAAGGAUCGGAAGGGUCGGAAGGGUCGACUGGAGAGAGGCCACUGAGAUCUUGGAGAGAGCUUGCUGAAUUCGAGAAAUUUGAGAAGUCGAAGACCAGUGGGACCAGUGGGACCAGUGGGACCAGUGGGACCAGUGGGACCAGUGACUUCAGUUACUUCGCUUUGUAUCGACGGCUCCUGGGCCGUUUGCCAGAGCUGCGAACCCUCAUUCGGAAGAUGGGCCGAAAAGCUGGGCUAGGUUCAUUGCGUUUUCAAGAAGCUCAGAGAGAAGAUUCAAAGGAAGGAGAUGGGAUUAUACGCUCUCCACAAAUGCCAGCAGAGACAUCGGGAAUCACUCGUUCAGAUGGCAGCCUGUUGCUUCUGCCCAGCGAGCUUUUGCUUUUGGCAUAUGCAAAUGCAAAACCUCCCCGCUCGAACUCUGCCGGAGCAAGAGCACUUCAUCGACUUCGCAGAGCUGAGGCAUCCCUGUUGAGCUACGAGCGCAGUGCUUGGUUGGAAGAAAAAGCUAAGAGUCUUCGCAGCAGAGAGUUUAGACCCGGCUUUGAAAAAGGUCCUCUGAUUUGCUGUGUGGAUACUUCGAGAAGUAUGGCAGGGAAGGAGGAAGCAGUUGCAAAAGCUGCUGUCUUGGAAGUUUUGAGAUUAGCCGAAACCGAAAGACGACGAUGCCAUUUGUUUUUUUUCUCUGGGCCAAAUCAGCUUGAAGAACUGGAAAUUCCUGCUCCGCCUAUCCUGGCAGCAGCGUGGCAAGGUGUUUUGGACUUUCUUGGCCGAUCUUUUCAAGGAAAAACGGACUUGGAUGCACCUAUUGCCGCAAGCAUUCAGCGAGUGCAAAGUACCUACGAGAGCAAAGAGUCAGUGUGGCAAACCGCAGACAUUCUAUUCGUAACGGACAGCAAAGUCGAGGAACCUUCUCCAAGACUUGUGGAGAAGCUGCAAUCCCUCCGUGAUCAUGGUUUACGUACUUUCGCAUUGAUUGUUCUGCAAGAGACCUCGUCCUCUGGGAUGAAAGUGAUGGAUGAGAUUUGUGACGAGGCCAGGAUCAAAAGAUGAAGAAUAUGCAGCAAGUUGAAUUGGCUUGGCCAGAAAUCAUGUCUGUGUUGUAAUAUGUUUUGAAUUCCUGCCAUUGUUUCAUCGCUUCUCAGCAGAUUCACACGCACGUGAAGUCCCUGAGGUGAAGCACUUUGAAGCAUUGGGUCGAAUAUCGUUUGGCUUUGGCAAAAGAGCCUGGUUUCAAUGUUUGCCAAGAUGAAGUCAGUUGUGAAAGAA
Messenger RNA from Cladocopium goreaui, 2362 nucleotides. Lineage: Eukaryota; Dinophyceae; Suessiales; Symbiodiniaceae. The record is from the annotation of a GenBank genome assembly.